AUGGCGAACAACCAGAAUCUGAAGCCUCUGAUCUACGCAUUCGUUUCUAGAGGAACUGUUAUCCUCGCUGAAUUCACUGAAUUCAGUGGUAACUUCAACUCCAUCGCGUUUCAGUGCCUUCAGAAGCUUCCUUCUACUAACAACAAGUUCACAUACAACUGUGAUGCUCACACUUUCAAUUACCUGAUCGAUAAUGGUUACACAUAUUGUGUUGUUGCAGAUGAAUUAACUGGAAGACAGGUUCCCAUGGCCUUUCUAGAGCGUGUCAAGGAUGAUUUUGUGUCAAAAUAUGGUGGUGAAAAGGCUUCCACAGCUCCUCCCAACAGCCUUAACAAGGAAUUUGGGCCAAAAUUGAAGGAACAUAUGCAGUACUGUGUUGAUCAUCCCGACGAGAUAAGCAAGCUUGCAAAGGUGAAAGCUCAGGUUUCUGAAGUUAAAGGUGUCAUGAUGGAGAAUAUUGAAAAGGUUCUAGACAGAGGAGAAAAGAUAGAGCUUCUGGUGGACAAGACUGAUAACCUUCAUCACCAGGCACAAGAUUUCAGGAGUUCUGGAACCUCGAUACGUCGAAAAAUGUGGCUACAAAACAUGAAGGUCAAGCUGAUUGUAUUGGGAAUUUUGAUAGCCCUGAUCCUCAUAAUAGUCCUUUCCGUGACUCGGGGUUAA
This is a messenger RNA of Lathyrus sativus (Indian pea), 663 nucleotides long. Lineage: Eukaryota; Viridiplantae; Streptophyta; Magnoliopsida; Fabales; Fabaceae. The record is from the annotation of a GenBank genome assembly.